This is a messenger RNA of Toxorhynchites rutilus septentrionalis, 1682 nucleotides long. RefSeq names its product protein arginine N-methyltransferase 1-B (gene Art1). Gene Ontology annotation, cellular component: nucleus. The record is from RefSeq and is a predicted model, not a curated record. Gene Ontology annotation, molecular function: protein-arginine N-methyltransferase activity. The transcript is spliced from 3 exons. Gene Ontology annotation, biological process: peptidyl-arginine methylation. Bases 350 to 1480 code for a protein of 376 amino acids. NCBI's taxonomy places the organism in Eukaryota, Metazoa, Arthropoda, Insecta, Diptera, Culicidae.
GCGUCCGCAGCUGUCAUUCGUCCCGGCCGUUUUGUACUUCUGAUUCGGCGUUGCAAAGAAGGGCCCCAAGUGUGCUUGGUUUGCAAUCAUCGACGAGAAUAUUGCAGGGAAGAAAAAAAUCUAACAAGCGUGAAACAUACACGACAGAACAAAACCAGUGGAAGCAAAGAUCGAUCGUCGAAGAUUACAAUCGGAAAGUUCCUGGUCGGUUCGGAAUCGCUCUUCCAGACGCGUAUCCCAUUGUCCCAGUGGUCAAACUUGUUUUCCCCCGAGAACGCAAGGCGAGCGAAAAGGUUGAAUUCGAGUCGAAACAAGCUUCCACUUUGAAGAGGACCUAUAUUAUUCGGAUAUGGCUUCCACGGAUGUCAACAUGGAAGCAGUGGAAAGCACCAAAGCAUCGUCCUCUUCGACGUCAUCCACGGCCGCAUCUAGUCCCAAUGGGAACACUAACGGAGGAGAGAACGCUGGUGAUCUAGCUACCAAUGCGGAGGAUAUGACCUCGCGGGACUACUACUUCGACUCGUAUGCACAUUUUGGCAUCCACGAGGAAAUGCUGAAGGAUGAGGUCCGCACUCUGACGUACCGCAACGCCAUGUAUCACAAUAAGCAUCUGUUCAAGGGCAAGACGGUGUUGGAUAUUGGCUGUGGGACCGGUAUCCUGUCGAUGUUCGCUGCCAAAGCCGGUGCUGCCAAGGUCAUCGCCGUCGAGUGCUCUAACAUUAUUGAUUACGCUCAGAAAAUUAUCGAAGCAAAUCAUCUGAGCGACAUCAUCACGCUAGUUAAGGGAAAAGUGGAAGAGAUUGAGCUCCCAGAUGGAAUCCAACAGGUUGAUAUUAUCAUUUCUGAAUGGAUGGGGUACUGUUUGUUCUACGAGUCCAUGCUUGACACAGUGAUAUAUGCACGAGACAAGUGGCUUAAGCCAAAUGUUGGCAUGAUGUUUCCGGACCGGUGCACACUUUUCGUGGCUGCCAUCGAGGAUCGUCAAUACAAGGAUGAAAAAAUCAAUUGGUGGGAUAACGUGUACGGUUUCAACAUGAGCUCGAUCCGUAAGGUUGCCAUUAGCGAACCCCUCGUGGACGUCGUAGACCCAAAGCAAAUUGUUUCCAGCUCUUACUUGAUUAAAGAGAUUGAUCUCUACGUCGUCCGUAAGGAGGAUCUCGAUUUCGAGUCGCCGUUCCAUCUUAUCGUCAAGCGGAACGAUUUCAUUCAAGCAUUGAUCACGUAUUUCAACGUGGAGUUUACCAAGUGUCACCAACGGUUGGGCUUCAGCACUUCACCGGAGUCACCCUAUACCCACUGGAAGCAAACUGUUUUCUAUUUCGACGAAUAUCUGACCGUCAAGAAGGGUGAGGAAAUCUACGGCAUGUUCAAAAUGAAGCCAAAUGCCCGGAACAAUCGGGAUUUGGACUUCACGAUCGAUUUGCACUUCAAGGGUGAGCUUUCUCAGGUGAACGAGAAAAAUCAUUAUCGAAUGCGUUAAUCAACUACCAACGAGAGGCAGCAGAUUUCCAAUUAUGUACACAUAGGAGAAAGAACAAGCUCGAUAUUAUCUAUAGGACCCCAUCCCCGCAGGAGGGAAAGUUUACACAACCCCGAUGAGUAGGACAAAAUGUUAUUAUAAUCCAAAUACUGCAAGUGGAUGUCGCCAGCACAUCCGUGAAUAAGAAAAUGUAUGAGCUGAA